Molecule: messenger RNA, 2343 nt
Organism: Pieris napi
Lineage: Eukaryota; Metazoa; Arthropoda; Insecta; Lepidoptera; Pieridae
Gene: Caper
Product: RNA-binding protein 39
Exons: 9
Coding region: 631-2277 (548 amino acids)
Biological process (GO): mRNA processing
Cellular component (GO): nucleus
Molecular function (GO): RNA binding
Source: RefSeq, a predicted model, not a curated record
AUCACUGGCUCAUUACCCAUCCGCCAUUAUUAAUGGUUCAUUUCUAUUUUCUUGCACUUUCAAGCAUACUUAGAAGUUUAUAUCAUACUCGUUAUUUUUUCACGAAAUCGAUGUUCGUAAGUUUGCGAAGUUUAAUUCAAUAAAUAAGGCAGUGUUAUUGAAAAAAUUCAGUUCUCCGCAUCCAGGAUGGCGGAAGAUUUUGAUGUAGAAGCUAUGCUUGAGGCCCCAUAUAUCAAAUCGAACUUUGUGGUAUUUGUCGAGCAUACUUCACCGACGUGAACACUAUGAGGUAUCCACUACUACUUAAUAUUUUUAUUCAUUACACUACCACUAUGGUAUCAAAUUGUUUAUAAGAUUUAUUUAGAAAAGUUUUGAACAAGACCAUAAGUUUAUGGGUCAUCAAUCUUUUGCAGAAGUAUUCCUGUGUGAUGUUAGCGCUGUGUGCAACCUUAGUCAGUGGUUUUGUAAACGGUAAGUUUAGAUUCGGCAACAGCUCAACCACCCACGGGCACACAGUCCUCAAAUAGUCCUGUGUAGUUUAAGACUUUCCAAACCUGAGUGUAUUUCUUUGAUAUGAAAUAUAUCAAAGGAAUGUCACUAUUUUGUAGCACAAUCAAUUCAAUUUAACUAAUGCAUUUUAUUUAUUCACUCGGCGUGUGUUGCUGUGGCGCUGCUUCUACCUUGUGCUUUGUGUCACAGGAUAAUUCGUCUACGAAGCAUCGAUCGGAGAAGUAUUCUGAUAAGCACAGGGACAGAGAAAAGGAUGGUGGAAGAAGACGCAGUAGGUCAAGGGAUAGAAGAAGAUCUCGUGACAGGGAAAUUCGUCGUUCAAGAGACAAAGAUGAUAAGAGGGAUAGAGACGACAAGAAAGACAGAGAUGACAAGAGGGACAGAGACCGUGACAAGGACAGGGGGGAGCGUAGAGACCGCGAUAAAGACCGAAGUUACAAAGACAAAGAGCGAGAACGUGAUAGGGAAGGGAGAGAAAGGGACCGCGACAAGGAUAAGGAUAAGAGGCGAAGCAAGGAAAGACAGAGAAGUCGGGAAAGAGAGAGUAGCCGGAGUCAUUCGCAUAAAAGUGAAAAGAGUAAAGAAGAAGAGCCUAGUAAAGAAGAAUACCGAUCAAAAUCAAGAGGUAUUGAACCAAAACUAGAAGACCUACCUCCCGAAGAAAGAGAUCUACGUACAGUAUUCUGCAUGCAGUUAUCUCAAAGAAUUAGAGCUAAAGACUUAGAAGAAUUCUUCUCAUCUGUAGGAAAAGUAAGGGAUGUAAGACUCAUCACUUGUAACAAGACCAGACGAUUUAAAGGAAUUGCAUACAUUGAGUUUAAAGAUGCUGAAUCUGUACCAUUAGCUCUAGGAUUAACUGGCCAAAAACUACUAGGUGUUCCUAUUAUUGUACAACACACACAAGCGGAAAAGAACAGAGUGGGUAACUCUUUACCAAACUUAGCACCAAAGGCAAGCAAUGGCCCUACUAGACUAUAUGUAGGCUCAUUACACUUUAAUAUAACAGAAGAUAUGUUAAGAGGAAUUUUUGAACCAUUUGGAAAGAUUGACCAUAUUCAACUUAUGACUGAUCCAGAUACAGGGAAGAGCAAAGGAUAUGGUUUCCUGACAGACAAAGUGAAUAAUACCGCGCACAUCACAUUCCAUAAUGCAACAGAUGCCAAAAAAGCAAUGGAGCAGUUAAAUGGGUUCGAACUGGCCGGUCGACCAAUGAAGGUUGGAAAUGUAACUGAAAGGGCCGAUGGUGGCUCUAACACUCGCUUUGAUGCUGAUGAACUGGAUCGUGCUGGAGUUGAUCUUGGUGCUACAGGACGGUUACAGCUCAUGUUUAAAUUGGCUGAAGGCACUGGCCUACAGAUCCCUCCUGCAGCAGCAUCAGUGCUGAUGGGUGCAGGCACUGCCUUAGCUGCACAACCACAGAUUACACCACCCAUAGCCACACAAUGCUUCAUGCUGAAUAACAUGUUUGAUCCAGCCACGGAAACAAACCCCAGUUGGGACAUUGAGAUCCGGGAUGACGUCAUCAGCGAAUGCAAUAAGCAUGGUGGUGUCCUACACGUGUACGUGGAUAAAGCGUCACCCCAAGGCAACGUGUAUUGCAAAUGUCCUACGAUAGCAACCGCCGUGGCGUCCGUCAACACGCUACACGGAAGAUGGUUCGCCGGUCGCGUCAUUACCGCGGCGUACGUCCCGCUUGUCAAUUACCAUUCUCUGUUUCCGGACGCCAUGACCGCUCUAUCACUGUUGUUGCCCACGCGGCAAAGAUAAGAAUUUGUUUGGAAAUGUGAUCCAUUGUUUAAUUCUAAUUUAAUAAAAUAUAUACUUAGUAUUUUA